This is a messenger RNA of Lasiosphaeria miniovina, 3270 nucleotides long. RefSeq lists its product as uncharacterized. Gene Ontology annotation, molecular function: RNA uridylyltransferase activity. The record is from RefSeq and is a predicted model, not a curated record. Gene Ontology annotation, biological process: RNA 3'-end processing. Bases 1 to 3270 code for a protein of 1089 amino acids. The transcript has a single exon. NCBI's taxonomy places the organism in Eukaryota, Fungi, Ascomycota, Sordariomycetes, Sordariales, Lasiosphaeriaceae.
AUGGAUGCUCACCCGAGUGAAGGGGGGGACCUUGAAGAUCGCCUGGGCGGCCUGAUCAUCAGCAAUCGAGAGAGAGACGCGACUGUGCAGAGCCGUGGCGGCCAUGCGUCCUUCUCCAGCCUCCAGAGCCCGGCACCGGCUCUCGAUCCAGAUGCUACCCGCUUGACCCAAGAGAAUCUCCCUGACAAAUCCAAGCCGCCGCGCAAACGGCUCAAUCAGGCACAGCGCCGCCAAAUGUCUGCUCAGCUAUCUAUCCCCAUCGAGCCUCGUUCCCAGGCGCCCCAGGCAGCUCGGCCCUACAAUAGUCCCCCUGGAUACCCUCACCACCACCAACAGCAGCAGCAGCAGCACGCAAAUAACGGCCCUUAUAGGUCUCAACGGCCGCAGUCAGCUACUUUCCGCCCACCGAGUCGGGGAAACGCCUUUUCAAACGGCCCCCCGUCAGGCUCGCUGUUUCCGUCACACCCCAGGCACCAGCCCUCCCUCUCUUACCAUGGGCCCAUGUCUACUCCAGCAGAACAUCAUGACUGGCGACAGGCUCAACUUCAGGGCGGAGAGCCGCGGGCAUCUCACAUCCCUCCAACCCUUCCCUUCGAUGCCACGUCGCCUAGGCCGCCUAGGCCUAGCAAUGCCCUCUACAAUCCUGGGAGACAGAACCACGUUCGGACUGAGGAGUUAAAGGCCCAGACAGACAUGCUGGAGGGACUCUGCUGUACCAUCAUCGCUGGUGCUGAGAUUGAACCUGCUGACAUAGCCGAAAAGGAGCGUUUCCGCUCCGUGAUCGAAGAGGUCGCCAGGGCCGUCAUCACCCACCACGAGAGAGUCAAUAGUGGCCUACUUGAUUUCCCGCCCGCUAGUGUUCAGCUGCGGUGCUUUGGCAGCCUUAUCUCGGGAUUCGCAACCAAGGCAGCCGAUAUGGAUCUUGGGCUUCUCUCGCCUCUCUCCCCUGUGCAGCCCGAUGCCCCGGACUCCCCUAUUCCCAGGCUCGUCGAGAAGGCGUUUCUAGACAUUGGCCUAGGCGCUCGGCUUCUCACACGGACAAGGGUUCCAAUCAUCAAAAUCUGCGAAAAGCCUCCCCCAAAACUUCGGGCAGAUCUUUUGGAUGAGCGGGAGAGGUGGGAGAGGGGUGUGCAGGAUGAGGCUGACGAUCAUGAUCAUCAUGACGACCCAGAUCUGAACCCGAUAGAUGACAUUCAACCCCAGGAUUACAGAGGGCCAACUUUGGGCCACAAGCCCCAAAAGUCUAGCAGCGACGAGAAUCCGACGCAGAAUAACCCACAGCAGAAAUUCCGCUCGCUCAGGCAAGGUGAGAAACGGAGCUUGGCGAACUAUUACAUUACUGCCAGAAACCUUUUUCGAAAGCUUGGCGGAAUAGAAUUGACAAACGCCAACUCACUCCAGCUUAAAGGGGACGACUACGACUUCUUGUACGAGUUCUGUCUCGCAUUCGUUGAUGGGCUUACGGAUCGCGCAUUGCGAGAGCGGCUGCUAAGCUAUAGGUCGUUAUCGAGAAAUGACCCGAACUCUCCGCUACACUACCGCACCCUGCAAGGUGUGUACACGCAAGUCGAGGGCGAAAAGAUGGCCAUGGUGUGGGAUUCUCGCCAAAUACACGAGAAGGACGAAACCCAAGAGCAGCAAGCACAAACCCGGGUCACGGUGUGGAAGACUCUCCAAAACAAGCCGGAUUACGGUCUGGACCCCCUUGCAUACAACAGAGAACUACAAUUGGCUUCGGAUCAGCUGAGACGCAUACCCUCUAUUCAAGUCUAUCUUCUAUCUCAGAACCGGUAUGAGCCGGUCUCCACGUAUCACUCAAGAGUCAUCAGGGUGCUUCUUGAGCUAGGCAGCCAUGACACUCCAUCCCCGAGCAACCGAGUGCUUCGUACAGUUAUUGACCAGUACGUCCGAGGUAUUUUGAUCGAGGACGUGCGGCACAGGGUCGAAGAGUUUGCAAAAUUAGAAGAUCUGGGUCUGCGGGCGGUUUCAAGGAGACACAAGAGUGUGCAGCUUGCUCACGAAUUCGAAAAGUGCUUGGAGAAGGGUCUUUACCCUGAGGAGUCGACGGCCAGCGUCCGAGCUUAUGUUGAGCUUCUGAGGGGAUCCAUGGUCAAAUCUCCAUCUCAUGGCUCUCAGUCUGAUUUUUUCGUCCCUGUUACCCCGGAGUCAGCCGCUGUCAUGUCCGAGAUACGGCGGCUUGGUGAUCCAUCCAAGAUGGGACCCAACCAACCACGAGACCCCUACCGAGAUCGGCUCGAGUUCCCAAAGUCUGGGGUUGGUGUUCAGUGCGACGUCAACUUUUCGGCCCACCUUGCAUUGCAGAAUACUCGUUUGCUGCGAUGCUACUCUCUUUGCGACCCUCGUGUCCGGCCUUUGGUUCUGUUUGUAAAGCACUGGGCCAAAGUUCGGCACAUUAACUCGCCCUACCGAGGCACCUUGAGCAGUUAUGGUUAUGUCCUGAUGAUGCUUCACUACCUUGUGAAUGUAGCUCAGCCAUUUGUGUGCCCAAACCUGCAGUUGCUAGCUCGACCUCCUCCCCCACACCUCUCGCCAGCAGAAAUCGAAGAGACAGUCACCUGCAAGGGCAGAAAUGUCAUGUUUUGGCGAGAUGAAGCCGAAAUCCAGCUUCUGGCUAGUCAGAAUACUCUCACACAGAACAAGGAUUCAACCGGCCAUCUUCUCCGGGGUUUCUUCGAAUACUACGCUCAGAGCAACUUUAUGACCACAUUUCCCUGUCGGGGAUUUGACUGGGGCCGCGACGUUCUUAGCCUCCGCACACGCGGUGGUAUCCUCACAAAGAAGGAAAAAGGUUGGACGGGUGCCAAAACCGUCAUUGAGGUUAAAUCAAUGCCUGCCCCACCGCCAGGCCAAGCAACAACUGCAGUUGCCACGGUGCCGAUGGGCUCGCCAGGCUUCAGACAACUCUCGCCCAGCCUCCAGCCCAACUCUCCCCCUGGCGUGGUGGGGAUUCAACCCACCCAGCAGCCUGGAAGUGCCCAGUUCACCCAAGAAGUCAAGGAGGUCCGUCAUCGAUACCUGUUCGCAAUCGAAGACCCCUUCGAACUCGAUCACAAUGUCGCCCGCACCGUGACCCACCACGGCAUCGUGGCCGUACGCGAUGAAUUCCGCCGCGCCUGGGGCAUCAUCAAGAGCGCAGGAAAGGGCGGGCACUUGGGUGACCUACUCCAAGACGUGAGCGAGGCCGAAGAGUUGCGGGAGAUGGAACAGUUCUCACAGCUCCUAAGCGAGCUGCAUGGACCGGAGAUUUGA